CGUUUUUGGCGGGUGAAUUUUUCAGCAUCGCCGCCAGCACUCCCACCACAGCCGCCAUGACAGUUGGAUAAAAGCCAAAACAACGUGGUCAUUUUUGAAAGCUCCACACAACUGUCGGACCAGUGUUCAGAUCAAGUCGAACAGUCUCGUCGUAUCUUCUGACAAUUUGUCCAUUAGAACUUUAACUUAUUUAGUUUAAAGAGGUGAAAGCAAACUAUAUUGCAUUGUGUCAUUUAAAAGUUUGUUCAACCCGUUAUUAUGGAUCGCGAUAUUGAAAUGGAAGAGAACCACUGCCGCAUAGCACAGCGGCUAGAAUUCCCAUUGAGUGACGAAGAAGAUUUGCAUGAAGCAUCUACGGGUAACAACCGAACUUCUAGCAACUCAUCGUCAGACCGUCUAGAUUCAUCUGGAAGUGAUGAAGGCCUUGGAAUGACCAUUCGGAUAACCAGUCCUAGAAAGCCAAGGUUUAUUCGCUCCAGAGCUCGAGAACCCAUGUCACCUCCAUAUAGUGGUGUUCGAGCUCUGAGGUUGUUUGAUUCCCCAGCAACUCCCAAGACACUUCUAGAAAAUAGUUCUGCCAUCAUGACUCCAGUUUUAGCUACGCCUGCACCCAGGAACAGAAUGAGGACAUUAUUCACCAUGAGUUCUACAAAAUCAUCUGACAAAAAAGAUAACAUGAAUACUCCACCUGCCGCCAAUGUCAACCCAUUUACACCAACUGGAAUGCUAUUGACUAGCAAAAAGAGAACCAGAUCUAAGCGAAGUCUCAAUGGGUCGUUAGUGAAUUCCUUUGACGAAGAGGUCCAUGAAGCAACCGACGAAUCAGACGAGGAGAUGCCCCCAAAAAGGAUUGCUCUGCAUCAAACUAGCGUCCCCAGAUACCACAAGGAAUUUCAUGAGAUCUGUCUGAUUGGUAAAGGCGAAUUUGGAUCAGUGCACAAAUGCCUUAACAGGCUAGAUGGAUGUACCUAUGCAGUCAAGAAAAGUUUAAUGCCAGUAGCAGGAUCUCCGAAUGAACGAUCUGCUCUUAACGAAGUAUGGGCACACGCAGUCCUUGGCCAGCACCCGCAUGUUGUUCGCUACUAUUCGGCCUGGGCUGAAAAUGGUCACAUGAUAAUUCAGAACGAAUUUUGCAAUUCCGGUACCUUGGAAGAAUUGAUUCGCACUAAUCAGCUAAACAAUGUUACAGUCAAUGAGCCGCAGUUAAAAUCUACGUUGUUACAGAUUGCAGAAGGAUUGCAUUACAUCCACUCAAAGCAGUUGGCCCAUAUGGAUAUUAAGCCGGGUAACAUUUUUAUCUGUCGAGAGAACAGCGACGAUUGUUCGGUUCAUCACGACAGCGACGAUGGUUUUGAUGAACUUGAUGACGAUUACGGCUCGGUGACGUAUAAAAUUGGAGAUUUGGGUCACGUGACGUCUGUUGUCCAGCCAAUCGUCGAAGAAGGAGAUUGUCGUUAUCUGCCCGUCGAAAUUUUACGGGAGAAUUACGAACAUCUGACUAAGGCGGACAUUUUUUCUCUUGGUCUCACAAUUUACGAGAUGGCUGGUGGUGGUCAGCUUCCAAAGAAUGGUGACGAGUGGCACGCGAUUCGUCAGGGUCGUUUGCCAUACAACGGCCGAUACUCGAUCGAGCUACACAAUCUUUUGGAGCUGAUGAUCCAUCCUGACCCAACGUUGAGGCCGUCGACCCAAGUGUUGACACAGCACCCUGUUCUAGGUCCCAAUGGUGCCAAGUCUAAAGACCAACUCAGCCGCGAACUGAAUGCCGAACGGCUUAAAAAUCGUCAGCUUUCCGAGAAACUUCAAGAAGCUGCUCGUCACAUUCAAAGUUUAAUGCCGCUAUCAAGGUUUUCUCUUGAAGAGCUGCCAGCCCCAAAAAUGCCCAAACUCCAAAAGAACGAGGCUUGUACGACAAGGCGAUUGCUAUUGGGGCGCAAAAUGAACAGAAGUCUUAGCAACGCAGAUUUUUGAAAGAAAAGGUAGUAAGUUAAAGAAUGAGGAGGAAAGAGAAACUUAUAACGACUUCUACACAUACAUAUUUCGCCAUGGCGAAAAAUCCGCACGUUUAUCCGUUGGAAAAAAUUUCAAUCGCCAUUUUCAUUUUUAAGAGAUUUUUUAAAUAUCAAAAUUUGAAUGUUGAAUAGAGAACAAAAUACUAGCCGUUUUAAGCCCCUCCCCCCAUCCCUUGCACGGAAAGAGGAAAGUUGGAUAUAGAAGUGCCUUGCGUGUUGAAUUGGUUCAUGCUGUGAUUUCCUUGUCGUUAAUCAGAAUUCUAUAUUUCUUAUAUGAUCCCUAAAUGGGACUAUCCCACUUUUUUUCGCUAUAGCGUUUCUAAAAAGUAUGGGAAUCUUUUUCACAUUUCAUUCCGGGAUUUUUUUGUGUGUUCGCGUGUUUUUUUUUUUUCUCGAUAACUCCCUCCCACACCCUUUUCUUUGGGUAUGUGUUAAUUUUUUUCCCUUUCCCGUCGUCAACCAUGUUUCGUGUCAAUUGUACUGUAAAAAAAAACAGGGAAGUUUUAUUACACGACUUAUUAUUGUCUGGAAAA
Molecule: messenger RNA, 2545 nt
Organism: Daphnia magna
Lineage: Eukaryota; Metazoa; Arthropoda; Branchiopoda; Diplostraca; Daphniidae
Gene: Wee1
Product: wee1-like protein kinase
Exons: 8
Coding region: 259-1971 (570 amino acids)
Biological process (GO): mitotic cell cycle; protein phosphorylation
Cellular component (GO): nucleus
Molecular function (GO): ATP binding; magnesium ion binding; non-membrane spanning protein tyrosine kinase activity
Source: RefSeq, a predicted model, not a curated record